UCAACUCCAAUUAGAAAUGAUUGUUUGUGGUAAACGAUUAGCUCUUUGUUGUUCUGCCCUCAGUUGUUGGGCGAUUAUCAUGUUAACCCUGAUGGGGAUUCUCCUCUAUUCUCAUGCAAUCGCUUUUUCAGAAGAUCUUGAGAUCGAACCCAAAUUAGAAAAAAUAACAGAUCGAAAAGUUCUAAUAUCAGAAGCUUUUAAUAAAUACGAAAAUGCGGCUCAUAAUUGUUGGAUUGCCGUUUGUCUUUACAUAAUAACUUUAGCGGUUUCGCUUCAUCAAUAUUACCUUAAUAGGAAAGUUCAAUAUGGAUUAUGAUUAAAUCCGAUUAAUCAAAUUACUUGUCAUUCCAGAGUUUCAACUGAAUUAAAUCUUCCAUUGGUCAUAAUUAAUCAAUAUGUUACCAUCUAUGAGCCAAUUACUAAAUUGUUUGAAUGUUAACAAUUAACGAAUGAACAAUAAAAUGUAUUAAAUUGAAACAAUUUCCAAAAGCCAAUUGAUCCUCUUGU
Messenger RNA from Panonychus citri (citrus red mite), 507 nucleotides. Its product is annotated as ribonuclease kappa-like. The transcript has 2 exons. Lineage: Eukaryota; Metazoa; Arthropoda; Arachnida; Trombidiformes; Tetranychidae. Gene Ontology annotation, molecular function: RNA endonuclease activity. The record is from RefSeq and is a predicted model, not a curated record. The coding region runs from base 17 to 316 and encodes 99 amino acids.